AUGUUGAAGGUAUACAGGAGGUUAAGUUAUUGGCGUUUGCAUAUAGGACGCACCAGGUUUUACCAUGCCAGUAGUAGAGCCUCGCCGCUGGGGGUUGAUAGCUCCAUUGAGAACAACUUGAAGACUGAGACGAAUAAGUUGAGCAAGACAGGACAGAAAUUCUGGGACCAGGUUGGGUUAGAUUUUGGCGGCGAUAAGAUCACUGUUCAAUUAGAUUCUAAGCCGUUGAGGACUCCGCUGGGAAAUAACUUGGCCAUUGACCAUGAUCGGAAAGUUCUAGGGCUGAUGUUAAAGAAAGAAUGGAGUAACUUGCAAGAAGUGGCCAGUAAGAAAUUCUCCUUACCACUUACAUCGCUUGUCUCAAGAUGCAUUGACUUGGAGACCACCAGUAAUGCGGAUUGUGACCCCGAAGCUGUCGCAAAGAUCGGCGGUGACACCACUGUUAUAAAGAAUCAACUACUUAGAUACAUGGACACUGAUACAUUACUUGUGUUUUCACCGGCUAAGGAAUUUGAAGGUGCCUUGAGGGAGGAGCAGGACAAGUUGUACUUGCCCAUCAUCAAGAAGAUAGAGGAGUUUUUGGGGCAAUACUCAUCUUCAGAUAAACAAUUGACACUUCAAAUCUUGGAUGCGGAUGUUCAUGGUUUACGUGGGAAUGUGCAAUCUCAAGAGGUUAAGGAUGCAGCAAUGAACUACAUGGACUCACUAUCCCCUUGGGACCUUGCAGUGUUUGAGAAGACUGUAUUGACAACGAAAUCUUUCAUAUGUGGUAUCUUAUUAAUGGAAAGCAUGACUAAGAAAUCCACUCAUAAAGAAUUGGUCAAAUCCCUUGAUGAAAUUAUACGCUUAGCUACGUUGGAGACAAUAUUCCAAGUUGAAAGAUGGGGUGAGGUGGAAGACACACAUGAUGUGGACAAGAGAGACAUCCAUAGAAAGAUCUCAUCUGCCGCUAUAGUUGCAUUCAAGAAUUGA
Molecule: messenger RNA, 972 nt
Organism: Nakaseomyces glabratus
Lineage: Eukaryota; Fungi; Ascomycota; Saccharomycetes; Saccharomycetales; Saccharomycetaceae
Gene: ATP12
Product: ATP synthase complex assembly protein ATP12
Biological process (GO): mitochondrial proton-transporting ATP synthase complex assembly
Cellular component (GO): mitochondrion
Source: RefSeq, a predicted model, not a curated record